Messenger RNA from Notechis scutatus (mainland tiger snake), 748 nucleotides. Lineage: Eukaryota; Metazoa; Chordata; Lepidosauria; Squamata; Elapidae. The record is from RefSeq and is a predicted model, not a curated record.
AUGAGGAGGAGCAAUAGAUAUUCCUUGAACCUGCUUUGGUUGUUGCCACCGUUCUUGGCGUGGACCGUGGUGGCCCUUGACUUUGGACCCUCGCCGUGCACCACUUUGGUAAAGGGCAAGUUUUUUGGAUACUUCUCCUCUUUGGCCGUCUUCCCGUUGAACGCUUCCCAUUGCAAUUGGAUUAUCCAAAACCCCGAUCCUCGGAGAUACACCUUGUACAUGAAAGUUUCGAAGCCCCUGGGUUUUUGCGACCGGCAGCAGAUACGCACCUACCAAUUCGACUCCUUCUUGGAGUCGACGCGGACGUACCUGGGCAUGGAGAGCUUCGAUGACGUGCUGAACCUUUGCGACAGCUCCACCCGCUACGCUUUCCUCCAGUCCAACAAGCAGUUCCUCCAGAUAAAGCAGACUCUUUCCAAAGUGGACAGCGGGUGGGUCAGGUGGAAAUCGGCCAAGGUUCAGGAAAGAGAUUUCUCGGUAGAAUAUCUUGUGGUGGGCAACAGGAGUCCCAGCAAGGCUGCUUGCCAGAUGUUGUGCAAAUGGCUGGAUACUUGCUUGGCCACCAGCAGCAGCUCACAUCCUUGUGGCAUCAUGCAGACACCAUGCUCUUGUUUCAGCGGUGAGGUAUUGGACCAACCCAGCGAGAUCCUUGGCUUAACCAAAAAGCAGGACAAUUGUUUCAAGGAUGGGAUUUACUUGGAGAAUUGCUUGAGCUCUACCAAGGACACCAGCGGGCUGGAUUUCUUGG